This is a messenger RNA of Ostrea edulis (European flat oyster), 835 nucleotides long. RefSeq lists its product as uncharacterized. Bases 122 to 811 code for a protein of 229 amino acids. Lineage: Eukaryota; Metazoa; Mollusca; Bivalvia; Ostreida; Ostreidae. The record is from RefSeq and is a predicted model, not a curated record. The transcript has 2 exons.
UUUCAAAUUCGAUUUCCGUAUAUUUAGUUGAAAUAAAAAAGAAACACAAGUGAAAACAUGCUAUCUCAAUCAUUUGCAUCAAUUCUCUUUCAACAUUACAUAAUUAUUUGGAUUUUCAGAUAUGCCCCCCAAAAAACUGAAAACUAAAACUGGUGGAAAUACACCUACUCAAAAAUCAGCAGCAAACAUUGCUAGGAAAUAUAAAGCAUGUGGAAAGAGAAUGUCCCCAAAGAGAAGAGAGAGAGUCCGAAGAGCAUUAUAUAAUCCUGCUGUGGAUGGUGAAAUCGCGCAUGUUGAGCAAUCCAGCAGUUUAGCUUCUACGAAAAUUAUCAUUGACAAAUGUGUUGUGAAAGGCUAUCAUGUGUUUAAAAUUCGUCCCCCAUAUACCCCUCCUCCAACUCGAUUAAUUGUUGACCGAGAAUAUUCAAACAUAAAAGACAGCAAUGCUUGUUUGGUGUGGCUUCCACCAUUGAAUAAUUUCACCCCAAAUAUUCAUAAUGACAUUACAGAUGAAAAACGUCAGCUGAAAGUUAGUGACAUAGCUGGGCUACCUAUUGGACAUGUACCAAAAUGCCUAUCUGCACAUUUUCGUAACAUUUUGGAUAAUGGCGGCGAAAUAUUUGCCGAGGUGACAGGACAGCCAGUAGCAAGUUUUCCUCCAUGGCCCGAGCCAAAUGAGGAAGGGGGCGGUGUUGUGUUUCCCUGCAAAUACAUACUUGAAAAUGUGAAUGCUUCAACUUUAUUUGAUAAAUUGAAGACAAUUUUGUCUCAAUUAAAAGAGGGGGAUGCGAUGAAAUUGUAUACUUUAUAGAUGAUAAACAGCCUCUGAACUUGA